Messenger RNA from Bursaphelenchus okinawaensis, 799 nucleotides. Lineage: Eukaryota; Metazoa; Nematoda; Chromadorea; Rhabditida; Aphelenchoididae. The record is from the annotation of a GenBank genome assembly.
AUGGACGUGCUAAAAAUAGCACUAACUUUAGUGGCUGGUCUAACAACCUUCAUACUGCUGCUAAUCUUAGCGUUGGCGUCAUUGUAUGUAUUGUACAGGAACAGAAGAGUAAGCAAGAAACCGCGCAAGUUGUUGGCGGUAAUGGGUUCUGGUGGACAUACCAUGGAGAUGCUACAGCUUAUUGAGUAUUUGGUUGAACAAAAAGAAUUUCAAGAACGUACAUAUCUGUAUUAUGACGAGGCUUCGAGAAAGAAGGUAGAAUUAUUAUUUAUAAUGAAAAAUUUAACUUGUUUUAGAUAGUUUCGUUCGAAGAAAACCUUAAUAACAAAGAGUAUACGAUGAUUGAAGUACCACGAAGCCGAGAAGUCGGUCAGUCGUAUUUUACAAGCAUAUUCAGUACAUUGAAAAGCACUAUUGUCAUUCCUUCAUUGAUUUUUAAUGAAAAGUAAGUUUUUAUCUGGCGUUACCAUACCCAAGGUCACUUAUAAUGUUUCCACAUUUAAAUUUAUCUUGAUAUUAAUUUUACAUUAAACAUGUACCCUAUAAUUGCAGUCCAGACCUAUUACUGUGCAAUGGCCCCGGUACCUGUGUCCCAGUAACCGUAAUCACAUUUUUCUACAAUUUGUUCAACAUAUUCGACUGUAGAAUCGUAUACGUUGAAUCAGUAUGCAGAGUAGAAACUCUAUCCCUAACUGGACUCAUAUUAUACUACCUGCGAUUAUACGACGCCUUUUAUGUACAAUGGCCGAAUUUGCAAAAGAGGUACCCUAGAACAGACUACCAAUGCAGAUUGGCAUAA